AUGAAUAUUGCUAACAUAAAAAGAGAAAUAGUUUAUGACUUGCUUAAAGCUUGGGUUGAUGCUGAUAUUUCAUUAGAAAAAUUUAAUAAGUUUUAUAGGUUUUUAGUUAAAUAUUGUUAUGAAGGUAGUAUUAUUCUAGAUUCAAGUGCAUUGAGAAAACAGUAUUUGACAAAUGUAUUUCAUAAGCAUAUAAAAAAACUUCAAGAUGAAUUU
Messenger RNA from Cetraspora pellucida, 213 nucleotides. The record is from the annotation of a GenBank genome assembly. Lineage: Eukaryota; Fungi; Glomeromycota; Glomeromycetes; Diversisporales; Gigasporaceae.